AUGCGUUAUGCCAUAUUUUCUGUAGUCCUGGCCGCUUCAGCCAUUGCCAGUCCCGCUCCCAAGAAAGCGCAAAGGGCCAAGGCAGUCGACCCGGCCCUCCAAGCCAAGGUUGUCGGCACCAUCAACCAGUGGCUCAGCGACAUCCAGAGCGUGAACAACUUUGUCGACGCCGCCGGCCAGCUAAAGAGCAACGCUGAGAUCAGCAAUGCAGCCGCGACCGCUUUCGUAGCUGCGCAGAACGAGGGAGACUCGAGCACUGCCCUGCAGGCGGACGUCAAGCUUGACGCCAAGGGCCUGGCAGCCGCGCAAGCGCUUAAUGCCCAGUUCGGCAUCAUUGGCCCCGCGAUCAACGACACCAUUACGAACCCGCAGAAUCUACAAGCCAAUCUGGCCAAGAUCAAUGGAGCUCGCUGCCCGGCCCCUGUUGGACAGGACGCGAUCGGCAAUGAGGGCGCCGUGCAGGCUGCAGCCGCCAAGGCUGUCGGCACCACCUCGGCGCCGCCAGAUGUCCCCAAGGCAUGCGGCAAAGCUGCUGCGGCGGCUGCUGUAUACUAG
Molecule: messenger RNA, 555 nt
Organism: Colletotrichum destructivum
Lineage: Eukaryota; Fungi; Ascomycota; Sordariomycetes; Glomerellales; Glomerellaceae
Exons: 2
Coding region: 1-555 (184 amino acids)
Source: RefSeq, a predicted model, not a curated record